AUGUCUGAAAGGCUGAGGCCAGAUCUGCUCCUGACCCAGAGGAGGACAUUCCUUUUGGACCACUCUGGGUCCUUCAUAGAACCUGUGGUCCAGAGGAUCUGGCUGAGGGAUGAAGAAUCUUUUCAUUGCAUAAAUGCAUCUCGCUUUUUGCUUGGCAGCUAUGGGAUAUGGCCCUACCGGACCUUCAAGAAGCUGGGAAUUCCCGGUCCACGGCCUCUGCCCUUUCUGGGAACUUUCCUGGAGUACCGGCACGGAGUCCACCAUUUUGAUCAGGUGUGCUUUGAAAAGUAUGGAAAAAUCUGGGGGUUUUAUGAUGGCAGGCAGCCUGUGCUGGCUGUUUUGGACCCCAUCCUCAUCAAAAACAUCCUGGUGAAAGAGUGCUACUCCAUUUUUACCAAUCGCCGGAACUUUGGUCUGAACGGGCUCUUGGAGUCGGCCCUCAACGUGGCUGCAGAUGAGCAGUGGAAGAGGAUUCGUACAGUGCUGUCUCCAACCUUCACCAGUGGGAAGCUGAAGGAGAUGUUCCAUAUCAUUAAUCACUAUGGUGAAAAAUUAGUGAAAAACAUUGAGAAGAAAGUGGCUAAUGAUGAAUUCGUGACCGCAAAGGACAUUUUUGGAGCCUACAGCAUGGAUGUGGUGGCCAGCACUUCUUUCAGUGUCAAUGUUGACUCCAUGGGCAACCCCAAUGACCCCUUUGUCACCAACAUUAAGAAAUUUCUCGAGUUCAGUUUCCUGAGUCCUCUGUUCAUGCUCUUAGUGUUGUUCCCCUUUGUUAUCCCUGUGCUGGAAAAGAUGAAGGUGACUCUGUUACCCUCAGACGUCAUGAACUUCUUUAAGGAUGUCUUCAUAAAAAUGAAGAAGGAACGGGAAAAGGGCAGCAGCACGGACCGGGUUGAUUUCCUGCAGCUCAUGAUUGAAUCCCAGAACUCGCAGGAUGGCUCCAAGUCUGCUGAGGCCGACUGGGACAAAACAUUAAGUGAUGAAGAGAUUCUGGCCCAGGCUCUUAUCUUUGUCUUUGCUGGUUAUGAGACCACCAGCUCCACCCUCAGCUACAUAGCCUACAACCUGGCCAUCCACCCUGACGUGCAGCAGCGGCUCCAGGAUGAAGUGGAUGCAUACCUGCCCAACAAGGCCACUCCCACGUACGACGCCAUCACACAGAUGGAGUACCUCGACAUGGUGGUGAACGAAUCCAUCCGGCUCUACCCCGCUGGGGGCCGACUCGAGAGGGUCUGCAAGCAGACGGUGGAGAUCAGUGGUGUGACUAUUCCAAAGGACGUGGUGGUCAUGAUCCCAGCCUUUGUGCUGCACCGUGACCCGCAGUACUGGCCAGAUCCCGAUGAGUUCAGGCCUGAGAGGUUCAGUAAAGAGAACAAAGAGAGUCUUGACCCCUACACCUUCCUGCCAUUCGGGGCUGGCCCCAGGAACUGCAUAGGAAUGAGGUUUGCUCUCCUUGUUGUAAAAGUGGCUGUGGUCGUCCUGUUGCAAAACUUCUUCUUCAGAACCUGCAGAGACACACCGAUCCCACUGGUUCUGGACUCGAAAGGUUUCAUGCAGCCAAAGAAGCCCAUCGUCCUGAAGAUGGUCCCCAGAGGCCAGGCUGACCUGAAGAAGUGAAAGAGGCAGGAAAAGAGCAAGAAGCACUUACUUGAUGGUGUCUCCUCUAACUCUUGAGAGGAGCCCAGGCUGAUGUGUGCUCUGCAGGAAUGUCAGAGGUGCUGUCCCCCAUUUCACAGGGGUUUGGCCCAGCAUAAUUACUUGAGCAUUAUCCUAAUGAACAUGAGCCCCAGGCCCCGCUACCCCCAAUCACAAUACGCAUUUUGCAAGACCCUUUGCACUUGAGUUAUUUGGGCAUUUUUUUUCUCUCUCUCUGAAGAGGCACUUUCCUAAGCAAUUUGAUUCCAGACACUGUCAGUCUCUUCUGGCAGUGUAAUUUAAAUCAAGAUAGGGAGAACAAAUUGCACAUAGUUAAGUAAUGCUGCCAUUGCUCCUGUUCCCACUGCCUGCUGGGUAACUCUGUGUGUCUUCUGGUUUUAUUCUCUUGGGAAUGCAGAAUUGUCCAGGGCUAUUUCCUCAGCUCUGUGCUAUGACCCUGACAAGUGUUAAAAUGGUCACAUCCUUGCAGAACUGAAUGCCUGCAGCAAAAUUUCUGAUGCUGAUUUAUUUAGAUUUUUGUAUGAUUUUAGAUGGCUUUUGUGUGAUUUCAAGUGCAGAUGAUUUAACUGGAGGAGCCCAGAGAGAAGCAGUUACCCCUGAUGUCUAGAGAUUGGCAGAGUGGGAGAGGAGUGUCCCACAUGUGUUUCCUGAUUGUUUGCUUAUUGUACCCUGGGCAUGCAGCCAUCACCCAUGGAAAGGAUUGUCAACACAGGCACUGUCCAUACUGUUAUCAUGACAUCUUUUACUCUGGUUUAUAUCAGGCCAUUGUAAGACCAACUUAACUGAAUUAAUAAUGAUGCAGGGUGCAGCACCGAGAGCCAGACUUUGUCUCCUUUUAUGGAUUCUAAAAGACCUGUAUGCUGACAUUUGGUAUUAUUCCUCCAGAAACUGCAAUAAAAAGCUCACUUACCUCUUCUGUAA
Manacus vitellinus (golden-collared manakin) is the source of this 2577-nucleotide messenger RNA. RefSeq names its product cytochrome P450 3A29. Bases 1 to 1617 code for a protein of 538 amino acids. The transcript is spliced from 14 exons. Gene Ontology annotation, molecular function: oxidoreductase activity, acting on paired donors, with incorporation or reduction of molecular oxygen; iron ion binding; heme binding. Gene Ontology annotation, biological process: oxidative demethylation; steroid metabolic process. NCBI's taxonomy places the organism in Eukaryota, Metazoa, Chordata, Aves, Passeriformes, Pipridae. The record is from RefSeq and is a predicted model, not a curated record.